This is a messenger RNA of Trichomycterus rosablanca, 1988 nucleotides long. RefSeq names its product regulator of G protein signaling 13 (gene rgs13a). The transcript has 5 exons. Bases 23 to 568 code for a protein of 181 amino acids. Lineage: Eukaryota; Metazoa; Chordata; Actinopteri; Siluriformes; Trichomycteridae. The record is from RefSeq and is a predicted model, not a curated record.
UGUAGCAACAUAGAGAGAAACAAUGCCCAGCUUAUCACCAGACUCAAAAGAACUGGACAACAUGAGCAAGAAGGAGAGCCCACCGCAGGCCCAAAAAAAAGAUUGCAAAUGGAGCCUUCAGUUCAAACUGCUGAGAACCUCGCCAACGGACAGACUCAAACCCGAGGAGACUCUGCUUUGGUCCCAGUCACUGGAAAACCUGCUUAAAUCCAAAAGUGGCAGGGCAACAUUCACGGCCUUCCUCAAGUCCGAGCACAGCGACGAAAACAUCGAAUUCUGGCAGACCUGCGAAGACUUCAAGAAACUCCGGUGCAACCACAGGCUGGUGUCCAGGGCCAAGAAGAUUUUUGAAUCCUACAUCAAGGCUGAAUCUCCCAGAGAGAUUAACAUCGACCACAAAACAAGGGAGGUCAUCCGGCACAACGUUCAGUCCCCCACCAGGUGGUGCUUCGAUGACGCCCAGAAGAUUGUCUUCGGCUUGAUGGAAAAAGACUCCUACCCCAGAUUCCUCCGUUCUGAUCAUUACAGAAUCUUCCUGGAUUCAGUCUCGGAUAGAAUUAUGGGAUAACGGACGUAACACGGAAAAAAAGACACUUGGUUCAUCUUUUGGCUCCUUUAAGGACCUACACCGGGACGGUGGCGAGUACCGUGUGUUUGACGAGGACAGAUCUAAUCUUAGACCUGGAUUGUUUCAAUACUGUGGACUUGCAGACCUUUAAAACUGGUCACUUCUUGUCUUGUCUUGUCUCGACUGGCUUCCACUGUCUACGUCUGCUGCCAACACUACGGUUAAAGAACAGCUGUAUUUGGAGUUCAGUCAGUGAAACUACAGUACGGCGGAAACAGCACCGGCUGUAGGGAAGCCCCCCAUGGUUAUCUCCGAACUGUAACACUGAUGAAAGCAAAAUGAGCAGAUAAAGAUCAUAAAUGUAAACGUUUUAUCCUUUAUUUGAUGCUUUGGCUACUACAGUGAAGGUUUGGGCACCUUAGAUGGAGCUCUUGAUGCCACUUUACCUGAGAAAUGAUAAAAUAUAUUGGAAAAAGUAUGUGGACAGCCUUUUAUAUUGUUGAGUUCAGGUGUUUUAGCCACGCCACUGCAAACACAUGUAUAGAAUCAGCUAUAGAAAAUAAACUAUAUGCUUCCAGCUUUGUGCACAAAGCAUUUACAUUUUCGGCAACUUACAGUACUGUGCCAGAAUACUGUCUAAGCAUUUGAGGGUUAAGGGCCUUGCUCAAGAGCCCUGGCAGUGGUGGGGCUUGAACCAGUGAUCACUAGUCCAUCACUAGCUGUUAUGUCAAACUUUAGGUGGACCUGCACAGAGUCCUAACUUCAACCCAACUCAACACCUUUGGGAUGAAGUGGAAUGGUCAUUCAGAGGCCGGGCCUUAAUCUUGACCCCACAAACGCUUUUCUGGCUGAAUAGGCUCAAAUACAUACAGGCACAUUUACAUUUUAGGCAUUUAGCAGACGCUUUUAUCCAAAGCGAGUAUACUGUCUAAGGCCCUGCUUAAGGGCCUAACAGUGGCAACCUGGCAGUGGAGGGGCUUGAACCAGCUACCUUUUGAUUACUAGUCCAGUACCUUAACCACUAGGCUACAACUGCCUUUCCGGAAUAGUGGGAGCUGUUUGAGCCACGGUUGUCUGCAGAUAAAUCUUUAUUUUAUUAUAUAUUAAUGGUGUAGUUUUGGAGUCGGAUGUCCAGACAGGUCACGGUCAGGUGUCCACAUGCUUUACAGGUAUAGAGGUCUUUGAGUAAUGCAUUGUUUUACCUAAAUUUCAUCAUUAGAAAUGCUACAGAAAUCAUUUGUUUGUAAAUAUUGUGUAUUGUAUAUAAAUGUAAUAUACUGUUGUUAUUUUCUUUUUUCUUUAAAUUAUGACUUCUUAUAGCACCUUAUAGUGAUAAACACCUUAUACUGGGUAUUUCACUGGUUGAAAUGGACCCAUACUUCAAUGCUGCCCUGUAUUAAAUAAAUUAAUGUUAAAACUU